Acanthochromis polyacanthus (spiny chromis) is the source of this 6638-nucleotide messenger RNA. It is a transcript of the gene prdm2a, whose product is annotated as PR domain containing 2, with ZNF domain a. The record is from RefSeq and is a predicted model, not a curated record. Lineage: Eukaryota; Metazoa; Chordata; Actinopteri; Pomacentridae. The transcript is spliced from 4 exons. The coding region runs from base 446 to 4606 and encodes 1386 amino acids. Gene Ontology annotation, cellular component: nucleus.
AUUUACCAGGCCUUGUUCGUAAUGUCGAAGGUUAUCUGUUAAACGUAGCCAGGGGCUUACGAGCUAGCAUUGCGGCUAGCAGUACACCGUUUAUACUGCUGAUUUCUCCCACUUGCUACGUGAAGCCUUGUCACGGGAUCUUCAUGGCUGUAGGUAAAUAAUUUGCGAGCGGGUUUCUCGUAUCGGCAGGACCGUGAAAUGUGUAUAUUCGAGAAGCCCGCUGACCUUUCGGUUGGACGAGCUAGCAGCCUCGGUAGCAAAACAGUAAUGUGACGACGUGUUGUGUGACCAGUUAGCAAUGGUGCAAGGACGGGGGAGCGUCAUCAAACCAGCAGAAAGAGAAGUCGGUGUUUUCAUCUGCCGAUCAAACCAUCCACUCUGCACAGACUAUUAAAAUGGUGUGACAGACAACCCUCAGAGAGCGGGGUCUAACACCUUACAGAAGAUGGAGGAGCCUCCUCGUUUGUACAUCUCAGAACAUGGAGACAAUGAGGACAUAGAGGAGGAGGAGGAGGAAGAGGAAGAUGAGGAAGAUGAGGACAUUUAUGAGGAAGAACCAGACUUGAAUAAGUUUCGCUACCAAGAACCUCACAGACUUCCCAACCAGGAGAGAAACUGGGACUCCUUUCCCUGCCAGCACUGUGAGAGACGCUUUACCAGCAAACAAGGCUUGGAACGACACGUGCACAUUCACACUAUGGCCAACGAUGAGGGACAUGGAUGCAAAAGCGAUACGAGCAGCAUGUCUUUGGGUUCAAAUUUAAAUCAGCUGCAGCAAGAAAAGACAAAACCUCUGGAUUCAGCGGGCUCAGACAUGCAGCUUCAUAGCUCAUCCCCCACUAGCCCUAACACUCCUAUUUUGUCUGCUGGAGAUCACACCGCAGAGCCACACAAACCGGGUGUUCUACACGGGCAUCAUGCUUGCAAGUACUGUGAAAAGGUAUUCACAACUCACACCAACAAGCGACGCCAUGAACGCAGGAUCCACGAGAACAACCUGCAAGUCGCACAUGUGGAGAAAACCCAAGAGGAAAGUCCUCAGAGAAUAGUGAGUGAAUCAUCUCAGCAGCAAACGCAGCCUGGUGACUGUACAGCGCUCCAAUCUGCUCUGGAGAAUGAAAGGGAACAAUACAUGCUAGAUGUCUCUAGCAAUAUUUCCGAGAAUCUCAGCUUCUACAUCGAUGGAAAGAUAGUGUCCACAAGUACAGUCAGUAACUGUGAAGCAGCCGAGGUUCAUUCUGGGCCUUCGGCUUUGGUUGGACUGGAUGCCCUGAUUCUAGACCCCACCCAGAUCAGCCAGGUUUUAAACACAGAUUCAGCUACAGGCAAAGAAAUACCUGGUCAACCGCUUGGCAAGAGGAGAACUGCAACGCCACCUCUCUUACCGCAAAUUAAAACUGAACUGGAGUCUGAGGUAGUCGUGUCUUCAUCCUCCUCAUCACUUGUAUCUUCUUUAAUAGAGAACCUGCUUCCUCAGAACACGGAGUCUACAGUCGUGCAAAAAGAAAGAACAGUGUUUUUGUCGCCAAAGCUGAAGCAGCUUCUGGAGAAACAGGACGGCCUUAAACCGACACUUGCCCUCAUCACAGAUGGCCAGAAGCCGUGCUCACCUGUGUCUCUCUCUGUCCUACCUUCUGGAACAGGGAGGUUUAAAAGAAGAACUGGCUCUCCAACAAGCUCUCCACCGCAAAAUGAAGAAACGCCAGUGACAGAUACAGGAGAUUUUGAUGACGGACUAAUAGAGAUCCAGCAAAGCUCACCUGUGGACCAAACGCUGGAGAACAACGGCACAACCCCGUCUGCUGCGGAGCCGGCAGCGAAACCUGUUUUGACGGAGAGCUGGCCCCCCGUGACCGGCGGUAAUUCCUGCAACCAGCAGCCUCUGGAUCUCUCGAACACAGUCAAAAGAAAUGAAGACUUGGCUUUAGCUGAUGCCGUGCUGGAUUUGAGUUUGCAAAAAAAGAGCUUAGGUGAACCUGAACCGACGCUGAGUUUUAUUUCACAGACGCUUUUGACAGAUGGAGAAUCAAAUGCAUGCAUGGUGGAAAAAGCCUUAAUGAAGCUCGGAGAACACGGCAUAAGCCUAGGGAAUCCUGGCACUCCUUUAGUCACAGACUUUACCAUAGUGACGGGUUCAGACAUCGUGACCCCAGUGGAGCCUGUUGCAGACGGGCUUGUUUACGGACUCGCCCUACCUGCCACUUCUCUGACUCCAUCGUCGGCCGCUCUUACCCCCGUUGCUUUGCAGCCAGCUUCACCCUGCGCUAUAGCGUUUGCUUCCCCAACCUCACACACCGUGCUCCCUACCGCUCCUUCAUUAAUCACAGUUUUGGCGGCGGCACCACCACCACAAAUUUCCAACCCCUCAAACCAACCAAUUCAGGUAUUAGCCCCAAAUAUAUCUCCUGAGCCCCUGGUAAUCUGCACAGAAAAUGCAUUGAAUUCUUCAGAGUGCGAUUUAACCACCGCGUUUGCCGCUACGAGUUCUGCAAACCUCGUCACUCUGUCCCAACCCCUUGACCCGACUCUAAAUCUCCCCGGCCACGUGUUUCUCACCGAUCAAAUUGCUCUCAAUCCGCCUAUGGUGGAGUCCACUCCUGUGUCAGAAGUGCCGUUCACACCCACUGUGACUUUAAAUGACUCCCUACUCAGCUCGUACAACAUCGCCAGCAACACAGUGUUAAUAGAGUGUACAAUAGCCCUCGAAGCCCCGGGGAGUGUAGUCCCUGCUGCAAUUACCCUACAAGAAAAUACUGCUGAGUCUCCCGCUCCGACACAGAUGGUUGUUAAUCACAUAGAACAGCAACAGAUUGUAUCGCUGCCCGACCCUCAAACUGCAGACCCCACUAUUCUCGUGUCGUCCAUCGCGGAAUCGGUAACUCUUUCCACUACCGCUCCUGUGAUACCCGAUAGUCCUCCUGUGGCCGAGUCGAAUCCUGACCCAGAGCCUGCUGUCAGCACAGAGCAGCCAACCACAAAAGAUGAAGAAGUUCCUGACAGUUCUGUUCCUGAAAUCUCAUCUAUGACCUCUCCAGCUCCUGAGAAAGCAGAAGAGGAGGAACCCUCAAAUGACACACCGACUGAUGUACAACAGCAGACGUUCACCAAGAAUUUCGUCUGCAACGUGUGCGAUAAGCUUUUCCAUUCGAUGAAGGAGCUCGGCCACCACGUAGGCGACCACGCUGAUGAAUGGCCCUACAAAUGUGAGUUCUGCGUGCUGCUCUUCGGCAAACCCUCCGCUCUGCUGGACCAUCGAUCGAGCCUCCACGGCGUCGGAAAGACUUACGUUUGCAACGCGUGUACAAAAGAAUUUGUCUACCUUUGCAAUCUGAAACAACAUCAGGAAGAAUUACAUCCCGGUCAGCAGUGCACGUACGCAGAGGAGGAAAAGGGAAAACUACGACCUCAGAACUACAACAACUCAACUAAAGUUAACUCGGAUCCUUUGGUUCCUGAAGCUCCGGAGGAACCCAAGAAAGUGGUGAAAAAGGAAGAAGGUGAGGUGGAUGUGGCAGCUGAAGAACUGUUUACAACCAUUAAAAUCAUGGCUUCAGACGGAGGCAAAGUCAAAGGACCUGAUGUCCGUCUCGGCAUUAACCAACAUUAUCCCAGCUUCAAGCCUCCUCCGUUCCCUUACCAUAACAGAUCACCUGCCGGUUCCAUGGCUUCAGCCACAAACUUCACCACCCACAACAUCCCACAGACCUUCAGCACCGCCAUCCGGUGCACCAAGUGUGGGAAAAGCUUUGAUAACAUGCCAGAGCUGCACAAGCAUAUCCUGGCUUGUGCAAACGCCAGCGAUAAAAGGCGAUACACACCCAGAAAGAAUCCUAUCCCACUACGGCACUUUGCAAAAACUCAGAAUGGAGUGCUGUCGACUACUAAUUCUACCAACGGACUAAAUGCUUCGAACAGAGUCAGUCAGUCGAACAGGUCCAAACAUAGUCCAGAACCACCGGUGAAGUUCAAAGUGCUGAACAAAAGGAAGAAAAAGUUGGUCCAGAGGGUGAUGCCGCAGAGGAACAAGUCACAUAAAGUGUCGUCUGCACAGGUGGGCGAGCGACAGGAAGUGUUCGUGUGCCCACACUGCAGCAGGGAGUUCACGAUGCGUCGCAGCAGAACCAAGCACAUGGCCGUCUGCCCCAAGAAACUGAAAGAGAUAAAGAAGAGGAAAGAUGGAGGGAUCUCUCUGACAAAGGAGAACGACAGACACUUGCAUCGAGGGGUUUCUCAUGCUGAGGAGAAACGGCAGUCCUCGCCUCCCCACAAAACCAGACUGCAGACGUCUGGCUCUGCAAAGAGGCCCGCCAUCCUACCGGUACAAACCGUCUUUUCCAACAAAAGAAGCAAAAUCAUCAUCAAAGAGAGCACACAGCCAAAACACGAGACGCCCACUCUGAGUGAACUUCCCAUUGUUCGCACUUUCAACCCCUCUAUGCGGCAGUAUAGCAGAGUGCAGCACAGCGUCAAAGGAGUCCCAAUAAAAAUCACUAUAGUGAAACCUCAGCAGACUGCACCACAGAAAGAUGAGUUGCCUCCCAGCCAGAGCCGAAACGAAGCAACCGGAACCGUUACCAGCAGCCCCGAGCAGAGCGCUUCGGCUUGACGUCGACUCGGAAACCCAUCCGGGAUCCGCAGGACUGCUGUACUGAAGCCCUUCAGCGAUCCUAAAGGGAGAAAACUGGUAAUCGCACUGUAAACCCAGCGGACUCGUAGGCUGUAACCUACUGUAGAUUAAACGACUGAAUUCAGGGCAGAUAAAACAGACAAACUACAGAAACCACACUGGGGGGAUGCGUGUAACUGGGUGUUUGAAUGCUUUUGUAGUAGCUUGGAGUUUCGUAGAUUCCCUCUUUCGUCUCGUCAAACUUUGUGUCACCGGCUUGGAUUUGCACUUGAAGUUAAUCUGACUGCUACAUGUCACAAACUGGAAAAGGAAUUGGGAGGAACUGAGCUGGAAGGCUGCUCUCAUUUCCUGCUUGGUGGGGUUUUCGGAGAGGAUGGCAGGUGGCAAUCAUUUUCAGCAUGCAUUUGCACUUUUUUCUUAUCUGUUGUGUGUGGCCUUUUGGUUUCAGCUCUUAGUGCAUGCUGUCUGUGUGCUUGUGCUCCAGCUACGUUCAUUUAGGGAGGAUUAUGUUGAUGCAGUUAGGCCUUAAACACUGAAUCUGAUGUCGAUCCUUUGAUCUGGUGGAUCAAGAAACCAAUAGAAGUACAAGAAGGAUGUGUUAGAUGUAAUAAAAUGUAAACGAUUGUUUCCGGACUCAAGACGGCAGAAUUGCAGAAAAACAACACACUCUGUAGUGCAGUGGAAGGUUGGCCACAGGCUUUCUGUUAAAAUUCCUAUGAAGGAUUUCAAUAAUUGCUAUUAGUCUGUUUUAAUCAUUGGUGUGAAUGUAACAUUUAGUAGAUUAAUGCUACAGCAUUUUCAGAUCAGAAUAGUGUGUUAUGUGACUGCCCCAGCUGCUACUCUAUGUAUUUGUAUGAGAGUUUUGAGAAUAAUGAUGUUUUUUUAUUUCUGUGCCAUCUAAUGUAUAAGUUCUGACUAAAUGUGGCAUAAAAGUGGUGGAAAAAAGAAACAUUAGUCAGUGUUUCCCACAAGAAGAAUUUAUUUUGGUGGUUAAACAAGUUUAAAUUGCACAUUUGGCUCUUCAAAAUUUCCUUUAAAAGAUUGAAAUUAAACCUCAUUAAUGCAAUUUACCUUCUAAAUGAGAAUGCAGCCAAACUACAUGAUCCGUUUUGCAUCCUUAAAGGCCACCACAAAUAGAUUUAUGACUUUUGGGAAGCACCGCAAUCCCAAAAAGAAAGUACUCUGAUGAAACCGUGUACAGCUUGAACGCACCGAUGCUGCUUUGAAAUGCGUGUUCUACUUCUAAACGACGUCGACCGAGCCGAGGCCAGCGCUGGACUUUCCCGCAUCCCUCCUAAAACCCUAUUAUUCUUACAGUAGUCGAGUUUUUGAUUUUUGUUUUGCAGCUCUCCUGGAAAAUGUUUGUCGGAAAUCUAGUUUUGUGGUAUUUUCCUUCAGCAGUGACUAGAAGUAAAAGUCUGUUUCGGUCUUUUCCAUCUGUAACAUACGACCACGUCAUCGUUGAUUGUAAUCCGUGUAACAGUUGCCAGUGAUUUAAUGUGUGAAGCGUGUGUAUUUAAUUCCCACAUGUAUGAAUCACAAAAUAGAAAUGGGAUCAGUUAUGGGAUGAUUUUUUGUUUUUCUCCUGAAAAACCUGUAGUGGCAAAAUGAUUUUAAAAGCUACUAGUUUGAAGAUCCAGUGCAAUACAGGGUAGUUCUGUCAUUAUGAUCGAGUUUUAUUAAUUUGGUCAGUCUAAAACUUGACAAUAGUCUGUAUGAGAGAGAGAGAGAUUGAUUUAUGGUACGUUUAUGCCUUUGCAAACUUUGCUGGUUACGUUUCUUUCAUACAGACGAGACUGCAAAAAUGUUGGGUGUACAGGACGGUUUGGGAGACUGUUAUUUAACUGUGAAAAGUGCUUGUAGCAUUUCAAAGUGUAAAUUGAGUCAUGUAUAUUUAUUAAUAAUUUAAAAUCAUGUUAUCAGUCUUUGAACAAUUCCUCUAUGAUUUGCACUAAAAGUUUUUUCAAGCGAGUGUUCAGAAUAAACGGAGAAUGUGAAGGUUGUAUGUCAA